Chilo suppressalis (striped riceborer) is the source of this 5378-nucleotide messenger RNA. The record is from the annotation of a GenBank genome assembly. NCBI's taxonomy places the organism in Eukaryota, Metazoa, Arthropoda, Insecta, Lepidoptera, Crambidae.
GUCGUCUGUCAUCAUGUCAUUGUCGUAUUGUUGUUUACUGUUUUAGAAUUCUAAAAUAAUAAUCUUUAAGAGAUAAGAUAACUUUGAAUAGAGCGAACAUAGUUCAGAAAAUAACGUCAUUAUAUUCUCAAUAGCUGUGCGCCGAAAUAAUUAAGUGUAAACAUGUUAGUAUCUAAAUUAAAUAACCUUAGGGUUUUAGUCAAAUCUAUUGGGCCGAGGUUACUAUCGACAGCUUACCAACAGCAGGGCGACUAUGUUGGACCCGUAGUUUUUCAUAAGCUGACUGGUGCUGAUAAGGGGAUCGCAGUGUAUGGUUUAAACAGCCCUAAAGACAGAAAUGCUUUAGGUUAUGAUUUAAUUAAGGCUAUGAAGGAAGUAAAUCAAAUUCUUCGAGAAGACACCAAAAUUUCUGUAGUGAUACUUCAUAGUCUAGUGCCAGGAAUAUUUUGUGCUGGAGCAAACUUAAAGGAAAGAUUUCAAAUGACUGAUGAAGAAGUUACAGCUUUUGUUCGUGGAUUGAGAGGAACAUUUAUAGAAGUAGAAGAUUUGCCAAUGCCAACCAUCGCAGCCAUAGAUGGAGUGGCAGUGGGAGGAGGACUAGAGUUGGCUCUAGCUUGUGAUAUCAGAAUUUCUGCAGAUUCUGCAAAAUUGGGCUUAGUGGAAACUGGACGUGGUCUCAUUCCUGGUGCUGGUGGUACUCAAAGGCUUCCCAGGACAGUUCAUCUGAACAUUGCAAAGGAAUUAAUAUUCACAUCAAGAAUUAUUAGUGGUAGCGAAGCCAAAGAAAAGGGACUAGUAAAUCAUGUUGUGCCCCAAAACACUACCAAAACUGCUGCAUUUGAUAUGGCCCUUAAUAUUGCCAGAGAGAUAAUUGUCAAUGCUCCAAUCGCACUUAGAUGUGCCAAGCAAGCCAUAAAUGAGGGUAUACAGCUGACUAUAAAAGAAGGAUAUGAAGUGGAACAGAAGUACUAUGAGAGGAAUGUUCCCACCAAGGAUCGGCAGGAGGGGAUGAUAUCCUUUAUGGAAAAAAGAAAACCAGUCUAUGAAGGUCAUUGACCAUUUACUUUUGUUAAAACAUAAACCUAGUAUGUAAUAAAUCUUGUAAUAACAGCUACUUUUGACUGUAGAAACUACAGCAAUAUUGCAUAUAUUUCUAAAGUUGUUGAAAUUUUUUUUUUUUAUAUUAUUAUAUAAUAUACAUAAUAUAUUUUUGUAUACUAUUGUUGGGGUUAUAGUAAUUUAAGAAUAAUAAGAACAAGUGAAAUGAUGCCAUAUCAAAUGUCAAAAAUAAAUGCAUAUUUUUUAUAAGCACUGGUUUCAUAUAUUGUCAUAAAUAUACCUUUAAAUAUAUUACAACCGGUAUCUUUAAAAUGUUCAAUAUAUACACAAUUAUUUGGUGAUAUCUAUUUUACAUAAUGUGUAUCAUAGAAGAUUAAGACAUUUCUUAACUUCUGCUCUGGUAUCUUCAGGAGACAUUACUUUGUGGCCAAUGGUUCUUUUAUCACUGAAGAUUUCAUAAUCAUUGCCACCUUUUUCAGUUUUAUCACCAAAAAAGUGUAUUUCAUCAUAAUUUGCUUCAGCAACAUGAUUUAAGCAAUAUGUCUUAUCCCAGCCUGCAGGAAAUACAUCUAUACUGAUCUGACCACCCAACGCAAAGGUCAGGCCAUAAUCAGAAAAUUUUUCCUUUAGAGCAUUCACAAACUUUUCUCUAACUUUAUUUUCCAUGUCAUAUGCUGAGAAUUGCUCUCGCUCAACUUGACUGCAGGAACGUCCAACCGGACAAAUAUUUAUCAUACUCGACCGAAACUCCACAAAAUUACCUCUUUUGGCAGGCAGUUCAAUAUCAGACAUGUAUUUAAGUGCAAAAUUAAUAAGUUUCUGCAGCUUCUGCUCACCAAUAUGAUUAAGUAUACUCUGUUUACUUUUCAACACUCCAUUUUGGUAUUGCAUCAGACCAUUUUCACAAAAAACAUAGUCAAACUCAUUAGUUACUUGCUCUCCAUUCAUUUGUUCAACAAUUUUAGUGUAAUCAGAUCCACUCACAAGACCAACAGAGACCCGAGGCUUCAAUUCUUCCAGGAGAAAUCUUUUCAUUUCUUCCUUGAUUACUUGACGUGGUUUAGUUAAUGUACCAUCGACGUCAAAUAAAAAUAAUACAUUUUUGCGUACUGACAUUUUAUACGCGGUAUUCCAGCUCUAUCUGAAUUAGUUUGAAUUUUGGAGGCAAAAUGAGCGGUCAAUAACUGGAGAACGGCAAAAGCCGGCGUGUCAAAAGUUUACAGCAGUCCAGUUUGUCGUGCGACACGUCACUCACUCGCGUCGCGGCAGUGGUUCCAAACACUGAUCACGUCAAUAUGUGCAAGUGGCGGAGUGUUAUUUAUGUUUUAUUACUGUGUUUAUUCGUCACAGAAACAGUUUUAUCUACAAAAGCGAAGAACGUGCUUUUGCUUCUAGCUGACGAUGGCGGGUUCGAAAUUGGCGCAUACCUCAACAAAAUCUGCCAGACGCCCAACAUCGACGCGCUGGCGCAGCGGGGCGUGAUUUUCAAUAACGCAUUCACCUCCGUCAGCAGCUGCUCUCCAAGCCGCGCUGCGCUGCUGACAGGCACCCCCAGCCACCAGAAUGGCAUGUAUGGGCUGCAUCACGGCGUGCACCACUUCAGCUCCUUUGAUAACGUCACCAGCCUGCCCGCCAUCUUGCGCCAGCACGGCGUCUAUACAGGGAUCAUCGGCAAGAAGCACGUGGGUCCCGCGGAGGUGUACCGGUUCGACUUCGAGCAGACGGAGGUGAACAACCCCAUCAACCAGGUGGGCCGGAACAUCACGCACAUGAAGCUGCUGGCGCGCCAAUUCCUCGCCGACGCAAACCAACAACAAAAGCCUUUCUUCCUGUACGUGGGUUUCCACGACCCGCACCGCUGCGGGCACCACGAGGCGCGGUUCGGGGCCUUCUGCGAGCGGUUCGGCUCCGGCGAGGAGGGCAUGGGCCUCAUCCCCGACUGGAAGCCCUGGUACUACCAGUGGGACGAGGUGCAGCUACCCUACCAUGUACAGGACACGGAAGCGGCCAGGAGGGAUAUCGCCGCGCAAUACACGACCAUGUCGCGACUCGAUCAAGGCGUAGCGCUCCUGCUAAAAGAGUUAGAGGCGUCCGGUCACGCGGACGACACGCUCGUAAUGUUCACGUCGGACAACGGCAUCCCGUUUCCGUCGGGGCGCACCAACUUGUACCAGGCGGGGCUCCGCGAGCCGCUCGUGAUGGUGUCCCCGGAGCCCCGCGCGCGCCGCGGCCAGGCCUCCGGCGCCAUGGUCAGCCUGCUCGACCUCGCGCCCACGGUGCUGGAUUGGAUGGGUGUUCCGCAACCGCAGCAGGAAUCCAAUGAGAUACUCCAGCCUGAUCGGCCGAAGAGUUUGCUGCCUAUACUCGAAAAAGAGCCGCCGUACUCGGCCAGUGAGGCGGUGUUCGCGUCGCAGACGCACCACGAGGUGACGAUGUACUACCCGAUGCGCGCCGUCAUCACGCGCCGCUACAAGCUCAUCCACAACCUCAACUUCGGCAUGCCGUUCCCCAUCGACCAGGACCUCUACGUGUCGCCCACCUUCCAGGAUAUCCUGAAUCGCACGCGCAACAAACAGCCGCUGCCGUGGUACAAGAGCCUGCAGCAGUACUACUACCGGCCACAGUGGGAGCUCUACGACCUGCGCCACGACCCCGCCGAGCUCAACAACCUGCACGGUAAGCCGUCUCUUGAAGCGGUGGAGGAUCAGCUCCGGGCCCGCUUGCUGGAAUGGCAGCGCCUCACCCGCGACCCCUGGCGGUGCGCGCCCUCCGCCCUGCUCGACGACAGCGACGCGACCGAGGACCCCGUCUGCCGCAGCCUCGACAACGGCCUGCUGCGGUACCGCGGCCCCGCCUCCACCUCGCCGCCUCGCUGAUGCUGCAGCUCUCAUACUACAAACGUUGGGUCGCACGCGUCAUAAAAUACUCAUCUUCUAAUGUAGAUUAACACUCAACAUCACAUUAGAUAAAGAUUUGAAUUAUAAAUCCUGAUGGUGUCACACCUGAGAAAAUACUCAUUCAAUAAUUUAUAGGGUAUAAUAAUAAGGGUAAAUAGAAAACUUAUAAUUAAUGACAAAGUUGUGAUUAUUCUAGUUUUAUACUUUUGAUUCUAAAUCAAUAAAAAGCAAAUGUAUAUUUGCACAGAACAUUUUUUUUACAAUUUCUUAUAUAUUCAUAUUGAAUACUUUUAGUAUGAUUUAUCUGUAAAAUGGAAUAUACUGACUAACCUGUGCAAAUUAUUAAGUUUAAUUUAGAACAGUUGAACUAUGAUAAAUAAAUAGACAUUACUGAACUUCUUAUCAACUUCUACUAACAAUAAACUGUAAUGUUUUAAACUUUCAUGGUCACUAACAUUAUAGUAAUAUAAGUUAUUAACGGGAUUGUUACCAUGUACCUUGUUUUUAGCGAGUUUCCGAUAUUUCAGUUACUCCGUGAUCAUGGCGCUUUGAACAUGUACCUUACAUGGUAACAAUCCCGUAAAUAACUUAUAUUACUAUAAUAAACUAUAAACAUGCAAGCAGAUAAAAAAAAAUGAUAAAAACAAUUUGUUUACCACAGAUUUAAUAAACAAAUCAACAUACAUUUACAUUUUUAUUUUACAUCCUUGAAACUAGGUAAGUAAAAUCAUAACUUAAUAAAUGAUUCAUCUUAACUAUAACACUUAAAUAAAGAAAUAAAUAUUGAAUAAUCCUGAGACAAAUAAUAAUAAAUAGACAACAUUCCUUAAAUGAAAAAACAAACUUAAUAGAUUUAGCAACAGACAACAUAAUAUUUAAUGUGACAAUAAAACUAAUAGGAUUAACCAGGAUUAACUGACCAUUAUGCUACCGCGGCCCUGACGACCUUGUCGAAUUUUGUGGGUUACCUACAAUGCGAAGAGAUGGCGCAGCCUAAGGCUAGAGAAAAAUUCGACAUGGCCGUCAGGGCCGCGGUAGCAUAAUGGUUAGUGCAUUCGCCUGGAUAGCGAAGGGUGCGGGUUCCAGUCCCGUCUGCUGCCUGGUACGCGUGGAUUUUUUUUCUAGUAAACUUUUCUUUACAUUUAAACAUCUAGCAGUUAAAUGUUUAAAAAAAUAAAACCAUAGCUAAUAGGAUUUAUUAUGAUUAAAAUGUGGAGAAAAAGUUAUUUCAACUUUGUAACAACAAUCAUGCAUCUUAAAUUGUAAUGGUUACAUUUUAUGUAAUUCUUUAAAUGCCAUACUUUCAAUAUUUUAUCAUGUCAAUCCAAUACAUUAAUAAUCGUUAUAAUAAUCCUCCACCCGCUCUAUGUUCCUUGCAAGAUUCUGGUCAAUGUGGUGUACAUUGCUAAUAUACUUCUCCGU